GCAGCCUUGCCCCAGGUUCAGGUGCUAGAAGUGGGGCAGGAGUGCAGCGCCAAGGAGAAAGACGGCAUUGCCAUCCCGAACGUGGGCUCCAGGAAACUGGCGCCACCCAGCCAGUCUGCCCAUAAUAAAGUUUAUCUGGGACCCCCUCGCCUGUUUCAGGAGCUGCAGGAUCUGCAAAAGGACCUGGCUGUCGUAGAGCAGAUCACUCUUUUAAUCAGCACCCUCCACGGCACCUACCAGAACCUGAACAUGACUGUGGCCCAAGACUGGUGCUUAGCUCUGCAGAGGAUGAUGAGGGUGAAGGAGGAAGAGAUCCACUCGGCCAACAAAUGCCGCCUCCGUCUCUUACUUCCUGGGAAACCCGACAAGGCCGGCCGUCCAGUCAGCGUCAUGGUGGUCUUCAUCACGCCGAACCCCCUCAGCAAAAUUUCCUGGGUGAAUUAUUUGCACUUGGCCAAAAUCGCUCUCCGGGAAGAAAACCAGCCUGGAUGGGUCUGCCCUGAAGAAGACAAGAAGAGCAAAGCCGCUUUCUGGUGUCCCAUUUUGGUCUGUCACAUCCCUGCCUUCUCCUCCAGGGCCCUUGACCUGCAGGUAAGGAGACCCCAAACUGGAGGCCUGUGGGAUGCCGAAGCUGAACCCACCUGCCUCACAGUGGGGCUGGCCCCAGUGCGGACGCUGCUCACCUUGGAUGACGCUGUGUGGGCCAGCUGUGGCAAUCAAGUCACCGUCUUUGAUGCCAUCAGCCUGAAGGCUCAGCAAAUAUUCGAGGCCCACCCGGGAGAGGAGAGCAGCGUGACGCACAUGAUCAAGGCUGGCAGUGGGGUCUGGAUGGCCUUCUCCUCGGGGUCUUCCAUACGGCUCUUCCACACCGAGACCCUGGAGCUUCUGCAGGACAUCAACGUGGCCACCCGAACCACGGCGGUCCUGCCAG
Protobothrops mucrosquamatus (brown spotted pit viper) is the source of this 931-nucleotide messenger RNA. Its product is annotated as rho guanine nucleotide exchange factor 10-like protein. NCBI's taxonomy places the organism in Eukaryota, Metazoa, Chordata, Lepidosauria, Squamata, Viperidae. Gene Ontology annotation, biological process: SREBP signaling pathway; actin cytoskeleton organization; positive regulation of stress fiber assembly. The record is from RefSeq and is a predicted model, not a curated record. Gene Ontology annotation, cellular component: cytosol. The transcript is spliced from 7 exons. Gene Ontology annotation, molecular function: guanyl-nucleotide exchange factor activity. The annotation marks the transcript as partial.